UAUGUUUUAUGUCAUUUUUUGGCAUUGAGAGGUUCCAAAAUACAAGAAUGUGUAUAUACACCAUCUACCGAUACAGAUACAGUAGCAAUGCUAGUCAACCCUGUCUUCUGCAUUUGGCCACAGGUUCUCAUACACAUCUCAUCUUAUAUAAUCUUGGACAAUACACCUAGGAAAGAAUAUUUUGGCAUGCCUGGUCCAUCCCUGGCAAUCUUCUGCAGAUAUGUCCAGGCAUCCAGCAUUCAUUGCAUCCAGGAGGGACAUUUGAUGAUGUGGACGGUGGUCAUAAACCUUCCACCUCCAUGAGGAAAAUAAUUCCUCUAUGGGGUUGAGGAAUGGAGAGUAAGGAAGGAGGAAAAGUGACACCAUCCUGGGAAGGGCUAUAAACCACUCUGUGACUGCAUGGGACUGGUGAAAUGCCACAUUGUCCCAUACAAUUACAAACGUCGGCCAAUUUCGCCUCACUGCAACCCUUUCCUCACCUGGAACAACUCAUCCAUAGAGAUCCUCCAGGAAUGUAAUGAGACGCUCUGUGUCGUACGGCCCAACCCUUCCAUAGAGGUCCUCCAGGAAUGUAAUGAGACGCUCGGUGUCGUACGGCCCAACCCUUCCAUAGAGGUCCUCCAGGAAUGUAAUGAGACGCUCGGUGUUGUACGGCCCAACCCUUCCAUAGAGGUCCUCCAGGAAUGUAAUGAGACGCUCAGUGUUGUACGGCCCAACCCUUCCAUAGAGGUCCUCCAGGAAUGUAAUGAGAUGCUCGGUGUCGUACGGCCCAACCCUUCCAUAGAGGUCCUCCAGGAAUGUAAUGAGACGCUCAGUGUUGUACGGCCCAACCCUUCCAUAGAGGUCCUCCAGGAAUGUAAUGAGACGCUCGGUGUUGUACGGCCCAACCCUUCCAUAGAGGUCCUCCAGGAAUGUAAUGAGACGCUCGGUGUCGUACGGCCCAACCCUUCCAUAGAGGUCCUCCAGGAAUGUAAUGAGACGCUCGGUGUCGUACGGCCCAACCCUUCCAUAGAGGUCCUCCAGGAAUGUAAUGAGAUGCUCGGUGUCGUACGGCCCAACCCUUCCAUAGAGGUCCUCCAGGAAUGUAAUGAGACGCUCGGUGUUGUACGGCCCAACCCUUCCAUAGAGGUCCUCCAGGAAUGUAAUGAGACGCUCGGUGUCGUACGGCCCAACCCUUCCAUAGAGGUCCUCCAGGAAUGUAAUGAGACCCUCGGUGUUGUAUGGCCCAACCCUUCCAUAGAGGUCCUCCAGGAAUGUAAUGAGACGCUCAGUGUUGUACGGCCCAACCCUUCCAUAGAGGUCCUCCAGGAAUGUAAUGAGACGCUCGGUGUUGUAUGGCCCAAUUAGCGGUUUGUGUAACAGCAAUCCAUCAGAGGAUAUUGCAGCAGACAUUGUGAUAUUGGCACCCCUCUGGCCCGGGACAUCCACUGUGGCUCUUUUCCCAAUCACAUUCCUUCUGCGCCGCCGUGUUUUGGCCAAGUUGAAACCAGCCUCAUCCACAAAGAUGAAUAUGUGGGGUGUUCGCCUGGCUUCAAUCUCCAUGACUCUCUAAAAUAAAUCCACAAGGCAACAUAAGAGUUAGGCUAUUACAGUAGUUUACAUUAUACCUUAAAACAUGCCAUUGUGUGCCUCUGCCCUGUUUG
Oncorhynchus keta (chum salmon) is the source of this 1643-nucleotide messenger RNA. RefSeq lists its product as uncharacterized. The record is from RefSeq and is a predicted model, not a curated record. The transcript is spliced from 3 exons. NCBI's taxonomy places the organism in Eukaryota, Metazoa, Chordata, Actinopteri, Salmoniformes, Salmonidae. The coding region runs from base 400 to 1347 and encodes 315 amino acids.